AAACGGCGGGAAAACCCACAAUCUUUAAGGAUUAUAUCUAAUUUUAACGAGAAAAAUGGCCGUGGGGGAAUAUCCGACUUGCACUUUACCUCAUCAAAUUCAAAAAGCCGUCGAGUGAUGGGGUCGUGGGAGGGGGAUCGUUAAAUUUAUUUUUUAGUUAUAUAUUUUUCCCCCCAGGAAGGGUGGGGGGGGUGAUUGCUGACAUUGUUUUCUGCCCACCCCCCAAAGCAAAUACCAAUUGGUCGCCUCUCUAUCGAUUUAUUUAUUUAUUUGUCUAUUUAAUGGUGGUGCUGAGCGGCCCUCAGCUCCUGGACUGGGCCAGUAGCCCCCCGCACCUGCAGUUCAAUAAGUACGUCCUGACCGGGUACCGACCCGCCUCCCCCCUGGGGGGGUGCCUCCGCAGCCUCUUCUACCUCCACAACGAGCUGGGCAACAUCUACACCCACGGUAUCCCGCUGCUAUUCUUCCUCUUCCUGCUGCCAUUGGCAAUCCCCUGGUCACAGAUCACUGUGCCUUGGCUGGCGGUGGCACACUACAUGGCGUGCGUGGCUCCCCAGCUGGGCAGCGUUCUAUACCACCUCUUCAUGAACCACGAGGGAGGUGCCGCGAUCUACCACACGCUGCUCACCCUCGACAUGUGCGGCAUCUGCAUCGUCAACACCCUGGGGGCCCUGCCGAUUAUAUACUGCACCUUACUGUGUUACCCGACCGUCCGCAGCGUGGCGUUGUUACUCUACAUCCUGCUGUCCUCCUACGUGAUAUACUGCGCCGUCAGCGCCCAGAGUAACGUCACGCGGCUCCGAUCGUUCGCCUGGCAGGCCUGCUAUCGCUUCCUCUUCUUCUACCUUCGGUACCUGGAGGUGGGGGCUGGCAGUCCCACCUCACUGCGGAACUACCUGGUGAUGGACGCUCUCGCCAUCCUGGGCGGUUUCAUCAACAUCGUGCGCGUGCCCGAGCGCUGGAUGCCCGGGAAGUUUGACUACUGCUGUAACAGCCACCAGAUAAUGCACGUGCUAGUGGUGGCCAGUAUCCUGUACCUGCACUGGGGGGUAGUCGAUGAUCUGGCCUCGAUCAGCCGCUCCCCCUGCCUGCCCCACUGACCCUUCCUGCUCCACCUCCUCCCCCUCUCCCUGUCCCUCUGUGCUCUCUCUCUCUCUAUCCCCAUGCCUCCUCUCUAUCUAUCCAUCUUUCUUAUCCCCUUUCCAUCGUUCCCCCUCUUCUCCAUUUCCCUGACCAGCGUCAGGGGGGUUUUCUCCUGCUCGGGGAACGGGGUUGUACCUCCCUCGCUGAUUCCACUCCUCCCGGAGUCCAUCCCGACGCCAGGCACACGUGCAAUAUUUUGUAAAAAGGGCUGUCGUAUUCUUUUUAUUUUGUAUUUGAACAAACGAAACGAGGUGGGAUCCCGGUAAAACGACGGGUCGCAGCAGCAGAGCCAGGAGGCCACCUCCGUGCUGGGGACACACACACACACCAUUUCCCAAUUUUUGUACAAAGCCGUCGCUCCUCUGGCAGACGAAGGCGAGAGGGACAGUUCAGCGCAGAGUGUGCGCAGCAGGUUGUUUGCAGGACUUCAAACUCCAGCUCGUUCGACACACGCCACGUCCACUGAAUCCUCCACCCUCACGCUCCCUCCCUCCCUCUAUCCCCCUUUCCCUCACCCACGCCAACCCUUGCUCUCUCCCUCCUUCCCAGUGCCCAUUGCGUGGCUCCCAAAACAGCGAAAGAACACACUGGAACACCGAAACAGUGUUAUUCAACAAACAGAUAUGUUUACAAACCCGGGAGAAUAAAUUUAAUAGGAAAGGGCGCCUUUGGAUCCCUCCUC
Hemiscyllium ocellatum (epaulette shark) is the source of this 1825-nucleotide messenger RNA. Its product is annotated as progestin and adipoQ receptor family member 4-like. NCBI's taxonomy places the organism in Eukaryota, Metazoa, Chordata, Chondrichthyes, Orectolobiformes, Hemiscylliidae. Gene Ontology annotation, cellular component: membrane. Bases 282 to 1100 code for a protein of 272 amino acids. Gene Ontology annotation, molecular function: signaling receptor activity. The record is from RefSeq and is a predicted model, not a curated record. The transcript has 3 exons.